AUGUAUCACAAUUUCCAUUUCGGUCAUUCAUCAAAAGUUACCAAACAUUGUAAUUCUAAUGAAAGCAGACCGAUUUCUCAACAGGAGCUCGAGAUUUCGCCGCUUUCGAUGGAAUUGGUGCCCAUUUCCAGCGAAUCCCAUUUCGAUCGCGUCAUCGCCGAGGCUCAACAUCUCGAUGAAUCCGUCGUCAUUUUAUGGAUGGCGAGCUGGUGCAGGAAGUGCAUCUUUUUGAAGCCAAAACUCGAAAAACUAGCAGCCGAUUAUCAUCCAAGAGUAAGAUUCUACUCAGUGGAUGUCAACAGUGUUCCACAUAAGCUCGUUGUUCGUGCUGAAGUCACCAAGAUGCCCACGAUACAGCUAUGGAGAGAUGGCAAGAAGCAGGCAGAGGUGAUCGGAGGCCAUCAUAAAGCUUAUUUGGUAGUAAACGAGGUUCGAGAAAUUAUAGAAAAUGAAAUUAGUUUGUAAAACAAAAAUCGGAGAUUAUUGACAGAUUCACCGGUGGCAUAGAUCUCCAAUGAAGGCCGCCACAAGUUUGACGAUGAACUCUAUACCGAUAGAUAUUUUGAAAUUACCUACGGAUUUUUCCAUCACGGUAAAUCCCGAUUUUUUGUAGUGCCGUCUCUUUUUGUAUAAUCUUGAAUUAGUUGUAUUCAGUUCGGCUCAAUUCGAUUCAAUACAAUUUAUGCAAUUAUGUGUCA
This is a messenger RNA of Salvia hispanica, 698 nucleotides long. RefSeq names its product WCRKC thioredoxin 2 (gene WCRKC2). The record is from RefSeq and is a predicted model, not a curated record. Gene Ontology annotation, cellular component: chloroplast stroma. Lineage: Eukaryota; Viridiplantae; Streptophyta; Magnoliopsida; Lamiales; Lamiaceae.